AUGGCAGAGGCGAUAGGGACUACCGCGAGCGUUGUCGGCCUCGUUGGUGCGCUGCUGAAGACUAUUCAAGAGAUUCGGAAAGCCCGAGAGCGAGUGAAGAACGCGCCAAAAAGGCUCGACGAGAUCUCCUCGUCACUCCAAGUCACGUCGCAGACGGCUAGUCUCGUCAGAGAGGAGCCCAGACUACAGACGCCUUCGGUUGUUCAUCAGCUCGGGAUACUAAAUGCAAUCGCGGAGGAGCUGGCACAGCUUGUAAAGAUACUGGAGAAGAAGAGCCGGAAAGGCCCGGUUCGGAGUUUCUUUAGUACCUUGAAGACACAAGAUGCGGAUGAGACUGAGCUGGCCAACAUUUCGAACCGUUUAGCCAAUGCCACGGCGGAACUAGGCACUCGAAUAUCCGUCAUUCACGUAGGUCUGACGGGGAACCUAGAGGAUGGCUUCAGAGUCAUGCUCAAGCUUCUUGAGGACACCAACUCAAAAGUGUUCCAGAGGUUUUACAAUUAUUAG
This is a messenger RNA of Colletotrichum fioriniae, 507 nucleotides long. The record is from RefSeq and is a predicted model, not a curated record. Lineage: Eukaryota; Fungi; Ascomycota; Sordariomycetes; Glomerellales; Glomerellaceae.